GAUCACGUGGAAAUCUAUAGUUCACCCAGUCAUCCGUGCAUCGCACUUAACUUUCCUACGCACUCAGUGAUGAGAAGAGAAUGACUUUAUUACUCGGAUGUUUGUUUUAAAAAAUAGAAGAAAAAAAAACAGUUGGAUGUGUUUAGAGCAUGUAAGGAGCGAGGCGCCGUGCACACUAUCUCACUUGCUCCAGUUAGCAUUAACAAGGCGAGGUUCUGGCGACUUGCUCCACUGCUCUGCUGGCACUGCUGGGCUCCUGAUCUGCUUUUCAAGUGACUUUGUAAGCAGGCAUUGAGAGGCAUGUUGCGGCGCGGGGUGACGGGAUUGGUGAGGAGGCUGCAGAAAGAGCACAGUGCCUGCGGUGCUGUGACCAUCUCCACCACCAGGCCAGCAGCGGGAACAGCGUCAUCUCGCCCAAAAUUGAAAGUCCAUCAGCCAGAGUGCUUAAAACAACCCAUCAAUGUUCCCAGCAAACUUCUGAUGGGUCCUGGUCCUGCCAACAGUCCCCCGCGAGUCCAUCAGGCCAUGCUCAAGCCUUUGCUGGGUCACUUACAUCCAGAGUUCAUUCAGAUAAUGGAUGAAGUAAAAGAAGGGCUACGCUACUUGUUCCAAACGAGGAGCGAGGUGGUGUGUUGCGUGAGCGGCACAGGCCAUGCAGGGAUGGACACCACCAUGUGUAACCUGCUGGAGCCCGGAGACGUGAUCCUCAUUGCUGAAAAUGGGAUCUGGGGUGAGCGAGCUGCUGACAUGGCCACAAGACACGGUGCUGCUGUCCGCACGAUAAAGAAACCUGCGGGUGAUGUCUUCAGUCUGGAUGAGCUAGAGGCGGCUCUGGAGCAGCAUAAGCCAGCUGUCCUCUUCCUGGUGCAAGGCGAGUCCUCUACGGGCGCCCUGCAACCCAUCGAGGGCGUGGGCUUACUAUGCCAAAAGUACAACACACUGCUUGCUGUUGAUGCCGUGGCUUCCCUAGGGGGGGUGCCCUUCUUCAUGGAUGACUGGGGUGUGGACGUCGUGUACACAGGUACUCAGAAGGUCAUCUCGGCUCCCCCAUCCAUGGCCCCCAUCGCCUUCAGUCACCGAGCCAUGUCAAAAGUGAGUGCCCGCCAGACCCCGAUACACAGCUUCUACUCAGACAUAACGUGGCUAGCGAAUUACUGGGGUUGUGACGGAGUCCCUCGCAAAUACCACCACACCGGCCCCGUGAGCUCAGUUUAUGCUCUGCGGGAAGCCCUAGCACUGGUGUGUGAGGAAAGUCUUGAAUCUCUCUGGGCUCGCCACGCUGCUUGUGCUCAGAGACUGCACGAAGGCCUAGCUGCUCUUGGACUGCAGCUGUACAUCAGUGACCCUGCCAAGCGAGUGCCAACCGUCACCACCAUAAGGGUUCCUGAGGGAAUGGAUUGGAUGAAGGUUACAAAAUACUUCAUGACCAAGUAUCAAGUGGAGAUCAGCGGAGGGCUGGGACCCAGUGCCGGCCAGGUGUGGCGUGUGGGGCUCAUGGGAUACAACUGCACUGUAGAUAAUGUUGAUCGUGUCCUUACAAUUAUGAAGGAAGCACUGGAUCAAUAAACUCUUGCCAGUAGCAGCUUC
Molecule: messenger RNA, 1587 nt
Organism: Scylla paramamosain (green mud crab)
Lineage: Eukaryota; Metazoa; Arthropoda; Malacostraca; Decapoda; Portunidae
Product: alanine--glyoxylate aminotransferase-like
Exons: 9
Coding region: 301-1566 (421 amino acids)
Cellular component (GO): peroxisome
Molecular function (GO): L-serine:pyruvate transaminase activity; L-alanine:glyoxylate transaminase activity
Source: RefSeq, a predicted model, not a curated record